Messenger RNA from Macrosiphum euphorbiae (potato aphid), 2232 nucleotides. Lineage: Eukaryota; Metazoa; Arthropoda; Insecta; Hemiptera; Aphididae. The record is from the annotation of a GenBank genome assembly.
AUGAGUACUUCGAUAAUUAUAAUACGAUUGUUGAUUUGUACGGUGAUAUUCGUUCCACCAUGUUACACAAGCGAAUGGUACCAACGACUCGAUUAUGAUUAUAUUCGAUCUGAUAUAGCGAAAGAAAUUAAAAAUGUUGUUGAAAGAAUUGAAAACAGGCAACGUUCAGAGGAUAUUAUAUUAUCAAAUAUUAGUCGUUUGCCAAUUGGAAGCCCGGUUUAUGGACAAAUGAUCGAUUCUAUGCCUUCCAAAGAGGGACAUUCAGGGUCUCGAAAUGCUGAAAUUAUAUAUGAAGUUGCACGAAGUUUGAUAAAGAGCUAUUGUCUAAGGAACGGACACAGUGAUAUAAAAUGUUCCAAAGAUUUAAUGAAUCUGAAUCUGAAUGUGACUGCAACAUUGGGUGAGAUGUGUAUGUCCGAGUAUCACAACAACAAUUAUUCGUGCAACUUUGACUAUCGUAGUCUGGACGGAUCUUGUAACAACCUGAAACGUAAAUAUUUGGGAAAGGCAAACACGCCUUAUAAACGUUUGCUGUUUCCAGUCUACAAAGACGGUGUUUACGAGAUGCCAAAUAUUAACGAAGAAAUGCGGCCUAAUCCCAGAAUACUGAGCACAAAUCUUGUAAAAGACGAGGACUCUUCUGACCCCACAAAAUCGAUGAUGAUGGCGUACUGGACGAUGUUCAUUGGCCACGAUCUAUCACACACGACAGUUUCUACAAUGGGAAAAGAGAACAAAUUUGUGAAUUGUUGUGAUAAGGACAAAAGGAAUCAAAUUACUCUGAACAAAUACAUAAGGUCCUGCAAGCCCAUAUUUAUACCGGACGACGAUAGAUAUUUUAAACCAGAUCCGUUUGAUUACAUGAACUGCAUGAAUUACUUGCGUUCGAGACCAGCGGUGCGUCCUGAUUGUAAAUUUGGACCCAUGGAACAAAUGAACCAAGCUACCCAUUAUUUAGACGCAUCGAUGCUAUACGGUAUAACGGAACAACAGACGUUGUCGUUGAGACGAAUGUCGCUCGGCCUACUUUCGGUACAAAGAAACAUUUAUGACGAUCAUGAGAGGGAUCUAUUGCCUCUGGAAACCACGGAUAACGUUUGUCAGAACGGCCCCGGUACGUGCUUUCGGGCUGGUGACAUUCGAGCAAAUGCUUUUCCACAACUCAAUGCCGUGUACACGCUGUGGGUAAGGGAACACAACCGGGUAGCCCGAGCACUGCACAAAGAAAGACUCUUCUUGAGUGAUGAAGAACUUUUCCAAGAGGCCAAGAAAAUCGUGACAGCUUGCAUACAACACAUCACGUACAACGAAUGGCUGCCAGCACUACUUGGCGUUAACUACACUAAAGAAAACGGUUUGGGAUUUGGGCAGAGAACCACCUACGACGAGAAUGCUGACCCGACAGUUAGCAACAGCUUCGCGACCGCGAUACUCCCGUUCGCCAAUUCUAUGAUCACCGAUUCACUUAGUUCAAACUCGAUGAACAAAUGGUACAAACCUUCAAAAUUAUUUACACCUUCAUUACCUUCUAUAAAGAGAUAUUACAACCAACCGCUCAUAUUGGGCGAAUAUUUUGACACAGGUAUCGGAAAAAUGCUAAUCGGACUAACUGUGCAGGCUACACAAAAAGUCGAUAUGCUGUUCACACAAACGAUUACAAAUUACCUAUAUAGGAUUGAUCCAAAUGAUGUGUUUGGAAUGGAUAUUUUCAGCUUGGAUAUACAACGAAGCCGCGAUCACGGUAUUCCAAGCUACACGCAAUUUAGAAAAUAUUGUGGACUAAAAGACAUAGAAAACAUGCAAGAUUUGUCUGAGAUCAUGGUCGAAGGUUCAGCUGAUAGAUUAAUGAAGCUUUACAAAACUUGGAACGAUAUAGAUCUAUUGGUUGGUGCAUUGUCGGAAAAACACGUUGACGACGCAAUGGUUGGUCCCACGAUGAGAUGUAUCAUCAGAGAACAAUUUGUAAGAACUAGAAUUGCAGAUAGAUAUUUUUAUGACGUACCAGGAGUAUUCUCUGAUUAUCAACUGGAGAAUUUAAAAAAAGUGACGCUUGCCAGAGUUUUAUGUGAUAACUUACAAGCAUCCAGUUAUGAACCACAACAAGUCUUUUUGAUACAUGCGGAAUAUAAUAGUUCAAUUCAUAAUUGUGGUUCCAAAUUAAUUCCCAAAAUUAACUUUAAUGGUUGGUUCGAUAAAUCACAAGACAAUUUUCUCGAUAUAAAUCAACACUAA